This is a messenger RNA of Misgurnus anguillicaudatus (oriental weatherfish), 2284 nucleotides long. It is a transcript of the gene slc25a36b, whose product is annotated as solute carrier family 25 member 36b. Gene Ontology annotation, molecular function: pyrimidine nucleotide transmembrane transporter activity. Lineage: Eukaryota; Metazoa; Chordata; Actinopteri; Cypriniformes; Cobitidae. Gene Ontology annotation, biological process: pyrimidine nucleotide import into mitochondrion. The record is from RefSeq and is a predicted model, not a curated record. Gene Ontology annotation, cellular component: mitochondrion.
ACCGCGUUCACGACCCAGAAGAGUGUGCGCUUGUGUAAAUGAAGGUGAACCGCGUACGGGGCAAGCGUGUGUUUUCGUUUCCAAUUUUAACUUCUGAUAAACUUCCACCUGAAUAUUGAUCUGCAUCACUGAUACGUGAGGAGGUUUUAGCCACGGAUUCACUUCAGUUCAACUGUCGAGGACGAAACUUUUAUCGGAGGUGGAUUGUCGAAGGUGUGGCGGUACUAAGACGUACCGAGGUCGGACAGACUGUCUGUUAUAUCCCGCUGAACUCACACGCAUGAUAUCCACAAGGACAUUGACAAAAACACAUCUGCCCGGUUUGGUGGAACCUGGAGAGAAUGAGCCGAGAUGAGCCAGAGAGACACACUGGUGCAUCUGUUUGCUGGAGGAUGUGGUGGCACAGUAGGUGCGAUCCUGACGUGCCCAUUGGAGGUGGUAAAGACGAGACUUCAGUCGUCUUCUGUGGCGUUCUGUAUUUCUCUGAGUACAGUUAAUGGAGCUGGUAUGGCACGUAUGGCCCCUCCGGGACCCCUUCACUACCUCAGGUUUAUUCUUGAGAAGGAAGGUCCCCGUUCAUUAUUCAGGGGCCUGGGGCCCAAUCUAAUUGGAGUCGCUCCUUCACGAGCCAUUUACUUUGCUGCUUAUUCCGGCACCAAAGAGAGAUUAAACGGUGUGUUAGAGGCCAACUCCACACAGCUGCACAUGGCAUCAGCCGGGAUUGCAGGAUUCACGGCCAUUACAGCAACCAAUCCAAUUUGGAUGAUUAAAACAAGACUACAACUGGAUGCCAGGAAACGCGGGGAGCGGCGGAUGAACACGUAUGAGUGCAUACGGCACGUGUAUCGGAUGGACGGCGUGCGCGGGUUUUACCGCGGUAUGUCCGCAUCAUAUGCAGGAAUCACCGAGACUGUGAUCCACUUCGUUAUCUAUGAAGCCCUCAAACGACGCCUCUUAAAGGCCAAAGCAGCAACGCACAUGGAUGGAAAAGAAGACGCGGGAAAAGAUGCAUCUGAUUUUGUGAGCAUGAUGCUCGCUGCUGCCACGUCCAAAACGUGCGCCACCUGUAUAGCUUAUCCACACGAAGUAAUCCGUACCCGUCUACGGGAGGAGGGCAACAAGUAUCGCUCAUUUUUUCAAAGUGUCAGCUUGGUGUUUCGAGAAGAAGGAUAUCGAGCUCUUUACAGAGGACUUACUACACAUCUUGUCAGACAGAUUCCUAAUACAGCCAUCAUGAUGUGCACCUACGAAUUUGUCGUCUACCUGCUUGAUGGCUAAACUUUGAACUUUGUAUUCACCUUUUGUCAGGUGUGUGUAAAAAAAAAACAGAUGGAGAAAAGUGUCAAAAUUUACAGAUCCGAGUAAUAUUUACAUAAGGAAACACAUUGAUAUUAGGAUGAAAAUGCGUCUUUUUUUACCGUUUUUUGCUUUUUCUCUCUCUCUCCUCCGUUUAAUGUUUAGCAUUAUGCUGCUUCUGAAAGGCUUCGCCUUGAUGUGUGCUGUUAAAACUCAGACUGUUCAGCUUUAUCAUAGGUUUUUAUUGCCUAUUAAUGCUUUGAUUGUGAUCAAAGCUUAAAGGUCAGAGCCGGAAUCGAAUUGGAAGAGAUCCAAACUGAGACUCACUUCCUAUUUUGUAAACCAGCCAAUCAGAAUGCACUUAGAUCGUGGGACGCCAGAACAGGAAAGAAUCACAUAUUUUCUUUUACAGAUGUUAUACAUUAUAUUUAUAUUAUGUAUAGCAUGUACUUGAACACUGUGCGCACACGUUUGUAAGACACUGUAAAGGUGAGUGUCAGGAGUGUCAUAUUUGUGAGGUUUUACAUUCUCUUCCUCUAUAUGUAUAUAUGUGUGUGUGUGGUUUGGUGUGUCUGCUGGCCAUAUAUGUUUGUUAGAAUAAAAAUAUUUAAUAAUUAUAUAUUUUCUCAGCAGCAAAAAUACUAAUGAGAUGAUAAUAAACCUUUUUAAAAAAUGCAUUAAGCUGUUGCACUAACAAAGAAUAUGUUUGGUUUUCGGAAGACAUGUUGUAUCCGGAUCACAAGCACACACACAGCAUAUGAAUGUGUUCCCAUCCAGUCCAUACAGAGACAGAUUCUUAUAAAACACUUGAGGAUUUAUGUUUUUUGUUUGUUUUUGGGUGCAGUUUUGGGUGCCAAUCUCACUCUUUAAUGCCUUUAUGAUUUUGCAACAGCUCACUGUUUGUUUUUGGUUUACAAUAUGUUUGUCACACUUCAUAUGACACCAUGACUGUUUAUAUGAAAAAAAUAAAUGCAUUUAAAAGCAAGAA